Meleagris gallopavo (turkey) is the source of this 1075-nucleotide messenger RNA. The record is from RefSeq and is a predicted model, not a curated record. Lineage: Eukaryota; Metazoa; Chordata; Aves; Galliformes; Phasianidae.
CACAGACACAACACAGUGUUCCUAUAAAUCAGAGAGAGAUGUUGUUGUUUGUGACUGACUUCACUUUGCAAAGUGUAGUUCGUGGAAUUCCAAAAGUUGUUGCUGUGUCAGUCACUGCAUCAUGCGUUCUCAGUACGGAAAUCAUAGAAGCCCUCAAUGUUGCCUCACAAUUCAUCUUCUUCAAGGAUGCCCUGUGGGGAAAUGGUAGGAUUAUUUGUGUUGAACGUACUGUUCUCUUAUUACAAAAGCCUCUUUUGUGCUCGGCUGCCGAUGCUGACCUCAGUGAGCUGCCUGGCCCUGUCAAACUCGAUGAGCUGGAUUCUACCACACAGGCCAAUUCCAUUUGUGCCGUGAGAGGUACUGUUGUUGGAGUUAAUGAGAGCACUGCUUUCUCCUGGCCUACGUGUGACAGAUGUGGCAAUGGAAAGUUGGAACUGUAUCCCCAGGACAGUGGACUGCUAUAUUGCAGCCAGUGCUCUGAAGUUGUCAUUUCACCAGUUUUGAAAAUGCAGCUGGAAAUCUUCUUGAGUUGUCCAUCUCAACCUCAAAGUACAGUAAAAGUAAAGCUGCUGCAAAGAACAAUCUCUUCUCUCCUGAUGUCUGCUGCCAAUGUGGAUGGGAGCUACGAGGCGAGCAGCGUGCUGGGCAAGGAGCUGGGCCCUCUGCCCUGCCUCCUGAUCGGCGCCGGCGGGCGGCCCGGCUGCGCGCGGCUGGAGGAGGUGGCGCUGCUGCCCGCGGGACCCGGCGGGGGGAGCGGCUGAGCGGGAGCGCGGUAAUGCGGGGGGGUCGAGAAGGGAGGCCGUCAAACAGGGGUGUACGGAGCGCACAGAGCUCUGCUCGGCCGCCCCGGCUCUUGUUCUGAGCCGUUUGUUGCUGUGGCACGUCGAACGCCUUGUUCUGGAGUUCCGAACGGUUGGGACGUUUUGUAUUACGCUGUAUUUGUUAUGUCAAUGGCAAACACGUUAAUGCCGCUUCUGCAAUGGAUGCCGCGGGGCAGCUCUACCGGCGGGACCCACGGAAAGGCUGGUUCUGAGCGGCGGCGUCGGUUACCGUAAUAAAUGGCACUAAGACUUGA